This is a messenger RNA of Xiphophorus couchianus (Monterrey platyfish), 2245 nucleotides long. RefSeq names its product centriole, cilia and spindle-associated protein b (gene ccsapb). The coding region runs from base 231 to 1109 and encodes 292 amino acids. The record is from RefSeq and is a predicted model, not a curated record. NCBI's taxonomy places the organism in Eukaryota, Metazoa, Chordata, Actinopteri, Cyprinodontiformes, Poeciliidae. Gene Ontology annotation, biological process: regulation of mitotic spindle assembly. Gene Ontology annotation, molecular function: microtubule binding. Gene Ontology annotation, cellular component: spindle; cytoskeleton; ciliary basal body. The transcript is spliced from 5 exons.
UUCUGGUAAUCACGUAGUUAUGGCGGACAGACUCCUUGCUGUUCUUGUAGCCGAUAUUUUGAAAGAUUUAGAAAGCAGAUGUCAUUCUUCACAGUUUCAUUCCGACCGAACCCUGGUUCUGUUUUUGUUGCUCGAAAGGCGAGCUGUAAACCCAUUAGUUAGAAAGUAGGCGGGUCCUUGAACGGCUUCCUGUGCUGCUAUUGGUUUAAACUGUUGUUGGUGUGGUUUAAAUGUCUGGCGGUGAUAAACAAAGAGCUUGUUUAAAUCGGGACAAGAUGGUGACUAAAAGGAUCCGCUCAGAGUACAUGAAGAAGUUCAAAGACCCAAAAUGGGAGACUUACACCAAGUGUUAUGAAGAGAUGCUGGCCUACAGGCUGACCCGGAGGCUGCUGGAGCACACACACAACCCCUGGUUCUGGAGCGGCUCGGACAGCGACUCGGACUCAGGGGGAAGGAGCCCUCCUCACCCCAGUAAGAACCAGGUUGAAGCCGGCGGAGCUGAGACAGAGGAGCCUGAGGUGGUCAAGACGGACAGACAGCAGGAAACCAGAACCACCGGAGCUGGACCUAGACCUACUGUCCAGAAUGAGGAGCAGAUCAGGCCUGACCCACAGUCUUCAGCACACAGUUCGCAGUGUGACGAUACCAGGGAGUCAAACAGAGCAGUUCAGGGAGAGGAAGAGGAGUUCUCUGCUCCACUCCGAGACAAAGAAAAAGAGACGAGAGCAGCCCGACCUCACCAAAGAAAACCCUCCGAAUCAACGAGACCAGCCUGGCGCUCCCAGUGCGUGAGGCCUGUACGGCAGCUCAAAGAGGACACAAAGGAGAAACGACAUCCUUUCGCACUGUACGGCUCAGGAGAAAAGGAUGCAGACAUCGCAGAUAGGAAGACUCACAACGUCGGUCCUGCAGCUUCUACUGCUGAGAUUCAUGAAUCGGCUCUGCGUGCUAAGACCAGGCGGCAGGUUGAGCGGCAGAUCCAGUCCCAGCGACCUGAGCGGCGUCGGGCCAAAUCAGCGGACCCAAAUAAAGCCGGGAUGGCGGUUCAGCCCGAGUUCAACCCCUGGCUCACCGAGUACAUGCGCUGCUUCUCCGCUCGCUCCCGAUAGGACAGCGGCAGUACAUCAGCACCAACAAAGCCAUUCCUGCCUCUAGAAACAGCGGAAGUUCAGACACACGGCACAUUUUACGUGCCUGAGUCUCACUGCGACUUGUCUUCAUGGAAAACAUCUCAAACUCAGGGAUUUUAUACAAAAUGGAGGACAAUCAUGGAAGAAAGGUUUUGGUAAUUUUAUGACAAACUGAAGUUUUGUCACAUAAAGACAUUUGGUAACACUUGAAUUUGAAGGGCUGUGCAUAACGGUGCGUUCACACCCAACGCGUUACGCACGUCAAAAACGCUUCAAGUUCGACACAUGUGCACUUGAAGUCAGACGCUUGACAUUUUGCUCUAGAUGUCAGUUGCGUCAAAGCCGCUCUAGUCGUACGUUGAGAGGAGCCUCCUUGGUCCCUCAAACUCUUCCACCGUCUCCUGCAUGUUUCGUCUAAAUAAAUAUGUUUAUUUAACGUGUUUCAAAGUUUCUGCUGGAAGGAUUUGGAUGGUUCAAAUGCGGGGAAAUAUUUUCCAAUAGUUAUAACUUACUCAACAUUCCAACUUCGUCGCUGAUCCUCUCCCAAGUCAGGUCCUUUCUGUUCCUGUCUCUGUAGUCAUAGCUCGAUCGGUCGUAGAUUACAGCACCUCACCAGAGAGGUGCUGUAAUCAGCUAGAAUUAGUUUAUUCUCCAUAGUUUUAUUUUUCUGAGAUCACGAAAAUGCAAAACUGCGAGCGGCGAAAGUUCAGAUUUUCCAGCUCCAGCGUUGGAUGCAUCAAACGCUCAAGACGCUCAAAACACUUCAAAUCGCGCAGCACUUGACGCGCUUCGAUGCGCCUCCACGUAGAAAACCAGACGCGCCUGGCGCUCUAAACGCGUUUGGUGUGAACCUGAGGGAGACUUAAUGAGUGUUUAUGACUGUUGUAAUGAAGUUUUAUUUGGUAAAUAAUGACUUUUAAUGAAUGUCUUAAUUGAACUUUGCAUUAAAAAUGUAAUUAUUUAACAAACAAAACUUUUUGACAACAUUCAGUCUUAUGCACGUGCCUUCAAAUGAAGCGUUACCAGACAUUUAAAUUAGUUCACAUUGAAUCUUAGAGCCAUACUUUGACGCAAAUCCUUUAAGACAUCCAGUAAAAGGACGAUUUUGUUAUGGA